AUGAUACCACCGCUUCAUCAUUUGAAGGAACUUGGUCCGCUGGCCUCUCAUCACGCUCAAAUUGAGCACAGUCUAGGCCAUAUUCCGUCCCAACAACAACCCAAGUUGGUUGGUGAUGAACCGCCGAAAGGCACCUCAUCGCAUCGUAAUCAACAACAACGCGAUUCUCAAUACAAUCGCCAGAUGAACAUCGGUAAAAUCAGUAAUGACGGUGAGUUAUAUGAAAUGAUUUAA
Molecule: messenger RNA, 234 nt
Organism: Anisakis simplex (herring worm)
Lineage: Eukaryota; Metazoa; Nematoda; Chromadorea; Rhabditida; Anisakidae
Source: the annotation of a GenBank genome assembly